AUGCAACCUGCUUCUCUUCCAUCACUACACAACUAUCACACUCUUGCAACAUCUAAAAGACAAGAAAAUAGGAUGUUUUUUCGCUUCAUCUUCUGCGUAUUUAUUCAUUGUCAUGUUAAGCCCCAAGGGCUCAAAGCCAACAACAUAUUCCUCUUAGCAGGACAAAGCAACAUGGCUGGAUGCGGAGGCGUUUACAAUGACACCAAAACCAACUUGCUCAAAUGGGAUGGACAAGUUCCUCCACAAUGCAUUCCCACUUCCAAAAUCCUCACACUAUCUUUAACCAAGACUUGGGAAAUAGCUUAUGAACCUCUCCAUAAGGAAAUUGAUAAUUUGAAGACCUGCGGGAUGGGACCAGGCAUGCCCUUGUCCAACCAAAUAUUGGCAAAACUUCCAGACUUUGGAGUGAUUGGUCUGGUCCCUUGUGCAGUAGGAGGAACAAAGAUAGAAGAGUGGCAAAAGGGUACUAUACUAUACAAUCAGUUGGUGGAUAGGGCAAGAACUGCAAUGCAAAGUGGUGGAAAUAUUCGUGCAUUGAUUUGGUAUCAAGGAGAGAGUGAUUGUGGAGAGCAAGACUCCAUGCUCUAUAAGGGAAGGUUGGAGAAGUUCUUCAAUGAUGUUCGACUAGAUCUCAACUCUCCUGACCUCCCUAUUAUCUUGGUUCUAAUUUCUGUUGGAGAAGGAAACUUCCUAAGAAAUGUAAGAGAUGCUCAGGUGAAUAUAAACCUGAAGAAUGUUGUGCGCAUUGAUGCCAUGGGCUUAACCCUAUUACCAGAUCAUUUGCAUUUGGAUACAAAGUCUGCUGUUAGCAUUGGUCAAAAGCUAGCUAAUAGUUUUCUAAACAACUUUUAG
Molecule: messenger RNA, 852 nt
Organism: Carya illinoinensis
Lineage: Eukaryota; Viridiplantae; Streptophyta; Magnoliopsida; Fagales; Juglandaceae
Product: probable carbohydrate esterase At4g34215
Exons: 2
Coding region: 1-852 (283 amino acids)
Source: RefSeq, a predicted model, not a curated record